GCGGGGGACGAACGGGGCCCGCGUACCGCUGGGUCGGGUGACGGCGGGGGACGGGGAGGGCCGGGAGCAGCGGGGAGAAUGGGGGGGGGGGGCGGCGCUGUUUACUGCACCGUCACUCCCCCCUCCGGCCUCUACUGUCAUGGCGACGGGGGAGGGGCCGUCACGUGAGAGCGGAGGAGGCGGGAGGGGAGCGGGCCCAUACCACGUGACCACAGGAGACGCGCCGCGACGGCCGCUCCAGGGUCACGUGAGGCAGGCUCCAUUCCCCUCCUAGCGCCCCACGGCUUAUUCCGGUCACGUGGCCUCCCCCUGCCCGCCCCAUGGCCCCGGCAGCAGCCCGACCCCCGUAGCGCCCGCUCCCGCCCCGGGCCCCUCCCGCCGGCAGCAGCCGGCACCCAGCACCGCCCUCACGAUACCUACUAGUAGUGCAAUAGCUGAUGCAGAUUGUUGAUGGAAGUUUGAUGUGGACCUCAGCAAAUAUUACAGCUCCUUACAGCCACAAUGGCAACAUCAUCUGAAGAAGUGUUACUGAUUGUAAAGAAGGUACGUCAGAAGAAGCAGGAUGGAGCUCUCUACCUUAUGGCUGAAAGGAUAGCAUGGGCACCUGAAGGCAAAGACCGAUUCACAGUCAGCCAUAUGUAUGCAGACAUAAAAUGCCAGAAAAUCAGUCCAGAAGGUAAAGCUAAAAUUCAGCUUCAGCUAGUGCUGCAUGCAGGGGACACAACCAACUUUCACUUCUCCAAUGAAAGCACAGCAGUGAAGGAGCGAGAUGCGGUAAAGGAUCUUCUUCAACAACUGUUGCCCAAGUUCAAAAGGAAAGCUAAUAAAGAACUUGAGGAGAAGAACAGAAUGCUGCAAGAAGAUCCUGUUUUGUUUCAGCUCUAUAAAGACCUUGUUGUGAGCCAAGUAAUCAGUGCUGAGGAAUUCUGGGCCAACCGUUUAAGCCUGAAUGCAGGGGAUAAUUCUGCAGGACCUAGUAAGCAGGAUGUGGGCAUCUCUGCAGCAUUUCUGGCUGAUGUACGGCCUCAAACAGAUGGCUGCAAUGGUCUGCGGUAUAAUUUGACUUCAGAUAUCAUUGAAUCCAUAUUUCGAACAUAUCCUGCAGUAAAAAUGAAAUAUGCAGAAAAUGUUCCACAUAACAUGACGGAGAAGGAAUUCUGGACACGAUUUUUUCAGUCUCAUUAUUUCCAUCGGGACAGGCUCAAUACAGGCUCCAAAGACCUCUUUACGGAGUGUGCCAAACUGGAUGAAAAAGGGUUAAAAGCAAUGGUGUCUCAAGGAGUAAAAAACCCCCUGAUAGAUUUAACAGCUUUGGAUGAUUACACAUUAGAUGAAGAAUAUGUUGCUUCUAUGGCCUCUACAUCAAAUGCCUCAAAAUCUGCUAGAGAAAGUAGCACCACUGCCAUUAUAAAACGCUUUAAUCAUCAUAGUGCCAUGGUCCUUGCAGCUGGCCUCAGGAAACAAGAAGCACAAAAUGACCAUUACAGUGAGACCAGCAGUACGGAUGGAAACUCCAGGGAUUCAGAUUUCUUUCAGCCACCAAUUAAAAAGGUGAAAUUGCAGGAGGCCAUUGAAUAUGAAGAUUUAUCAAAGAAUAAUAGCAUUAAAACUAUUGCACUAAACUUGAAGUCUGAUAGGUAUUAUCAUGGUCCAACUCCAAUUCAAUCACAGCAAUAUGCAACCAGUCAGGAUAUAAUUAAUUCUUUUAAUAGUAUUAGGCAAGAAAUGGAAGCAUAUGUACCCAAACUAACUCAGGUCCUUUCAAGUGCUGAUGCUGCUAACACUAUUGCAGCCCUGUCACCUGGAGGAGCCCUUAUGCAGGGUGGAACACAGCAAGCCAUAAACCAGAUGGUGCCAAAUGACAUUCAGUCUGAACUAAAACACUUGUAUGUGGCAGUAGGGGAACUGCUACGACACUUCUGGUCCUGCUUUCCUGUUAACACACCAUUCCUAGAAGAAAAGGUUGUGAAAAUGAAGAGCAACUUGGAAAGAUUUCAGGUUGCAAAGCUCUGCCCAUUCCAAGAAAAGAUUCGGAGACAGUAUUUAAGCACAAAUUUGGUAAGUCAUAUAGAAGAGAUGCUGCAGACGGCCUACAAUAAGUUCCAUACGUGGCAGUCCCGGCGUAUGCUGAAGAAGACGUGAAAGUGCAUGCUGUACAGGUUUGAGAGCAAAAUCUGCAAUAGGUGUAGGAGUACAACCUAGCAUAUGUGCAGAUCUUGUAGUUGUUGCAGGAAGACCUGCAAGCUGCGGACUUCUGGAAAUGAUGCUAACUGAACUUGCACAUUUUUGAAAAAGAACUGAGAUUAAACUUGAAAACUAGGGAGAAAAACCAAGAAAGAACCAAAACAGAAGAGCCGAGGCGCAAAAAUAUUUAAAAGACACUGUUUACUGCAGUUACUCAGGAACUGCUUUUGAUUUGCAUAAAGAGCUGCUUUCAUAAAUAAAAAAUUUAAAGAGGGUGUAUUAAUAAAAAUCCAUUUUUCUGUCUAAUUUUUUUUUAAGAAGUGUAUGGCACAGGGUAGAACUCAGAACCUUUCCUUCACUGGAUUCUGACAUUUUACUGAAUUCUGUACUUUCUGCAACAAUUUAAGAAUGAUAUUUUGAAGUACAGCUGAGACUGGUUUGCUUCAAACAUCUGGGAGAGUGUAGCUGUUGGAAUACAAGCUUCUGCCAUGUUUCCCCAUCCAAUUGGAAACAAGACAUUGCACUGAAAGCUCUUUGUUGUCUGGGGUCCCUAAAGGCACAUGGGGGCAAACUUUUGCCCGAAGUCUUGGAAUUUUAUGCAGAAUUUUUCCAGCCAUGGGUUUUGCAUGUUUUCCUUUGAGUGCAAGUGUGUGCUACUGCAGUUUUGGGGUUUUUUUACGGUGGUAUUUGUUCUGAGGAGAGAAUGCAUUUUUAAAAAUGAAAUUAAAUAAAGUUUCUUACAAAAGAAGG
This is a messenger RNA of Neopsephotus bourkii (Bourke's parrot), 2934 nucleotides long. It is a transcript of the gene GTF2H1, whose product is annotated as general transcription factor IIH subunit 1. Gene Ontology annotation, biological process: nucleotide-excision repair; transcription by RNA polymerase I; transcription by RNA polymerase II. The record is from RefSeq and is a predicted model, not a curated record. Gene Ontology annotation, cellular component: transcription factor TFIIH holo complex; transcription factor TFIIH core complex. NCBI's taxonomy places the organism in Eukaryota, Metazoa, Chordata, Aves, Psittaciformes, Psittacidae. The coding region runs from base 502 to 2142 and encodes 546 amino acids. The transcript has 16 exons.